UGGUUGCUAAAUUGACACCUCCUUUCUUUCCGGUUGUCAAAAAGUGCAGAGACGACUCAUUUAGUUAAAAAUGGCUGACGUUGAUGUUGAUGUUCCCUCCGCUGCUCCAGUCAUUGGUGACAAAAUGGACAUUAAUACCGCCUUACAAGAAGUGCUGAAGAAGUCUCUCAUCGCUGAUGGUUUGGUGCAUGGUAUUCAUCAAGCUUGUAAAGCUUUAGACAAGCGUCAAGCUGUUUUGUGUAUCCUUGCUGAUUCAAUGGAUGAAGAUCUUUACAAGAAACUUGUUACCGCACUCUGCCAUGAACAUCAAAUCCCUCUUAUCCGUGUUGAUUCACACAAGAAAUUGGGUGAAUGGUCUGGUUUGUGCAAGAUCGACAAAGAAGGCAAGCCACGCAAGGUCAGUGGAUGUGCUGUUGUGGUCAUUAAGGAUUUCGGUGAGGAGACACCUGCUUUGGAUGUUGUGAAGGAGCAUUUACGCCAAAAUAGUUAAACGCACUGUGUGUGUCCUAUUUUUAAAAAACAAACAUAGUGAUUUGUGGCAGUAAAUGAACACGAUAUACAAAAGCCGUCGUGUUUAUUUGAGCAGUAAAGUUCUUUUAUAAAUAAAAAAUACUACAAAGUGAAAAA
This is a messenger RNA of Bactrocera latifrons, 627 nucleotides long. It is a transcript of the gene RpS12, whose product is annotated as 40S ribosomal protein S12. The transcript is spliced from 4 exons. Gene Ontology annotation, biological process: translation. Gene Ontology annotation, cellular component: ribosome; cytosolic small ribosomal subunit. Lineage: Eukaryota; Metazoa; Arthropoda; Insecta; Diptera; Tephritidae. The record is from RefSeq and is a predicted model, not a curated record. Gene Ontology annotation, molecular function: structural constituent of ribosome. Bases 71 to 490 code for a protein of 139 amino acids.